Messenger RNA from Momordica charantia (bitter melon), 831 nucleotides. The record is from RefSeq and is a predicted model, not a curated record. Lineage: Eukaryota; Viridiplantae; Streptophyta; Magnoliopsida; Cucurbitales; Cucurbitaceae.
AUGGCAGUCGUCAUCGGAUGGCAGUCGUCAUCGGAGCGUCGUGGACUUUCUUCCAGAGUCAUGUUGCUCAUGUGUAUAGCUUGUAUCUCCCCACAGACGGUGUCAAUUGUUGAUGCCUGGAUUUUGGUCUUCCCUGUUCUCUCCAAAAUGUGCACCAAACUUGAUGAUCAAGGGAYCAAAUACCUGCAAAAUCGAGCUGAGAAUUCUAUCACUAAAGGCGCAAUUAUCACACCCCAGAUGGACACUAUAAAGGCACGUGCACCUAAAAAGACGCCUGACAAAAAGUCAAAACGUGGCAAAACAGAGAACGAAGAACAGGUGAAAAAGAGGAAAGACCAACCGAGUAAAACAAAAGGGAAUGAUGAAAAGGUUGCCGAAAAGAAGAAACUCAAGGAGAACAAUGGGUGGCUAAGUGACAAGUGCGAGGAUGUUCAACAAUCAAAUGACGGGGAAUCACAGGAUGAUAAUGAAUCUUCAGACGAAUACAAGAUAAACAACUCCGAUCAUGAGGAAGAAUCAAUGACAGAAUCGAAAGAGAUAGUUUCCCAACCCAAAAAACCAAAGACUACAAAACAAAUCAUUGUCAAAAAAGACCCUACAAAGACAGUUCCAACCAAUGAUAAGAAUAAAAGUCAGAAGGAGAAGGCUACAAKCGUGCUGAAGCAACAAGACGAGGAUGAAAACGAGAUAGACAUAGAUAGGGUAAAGGGGGGAGCACACAUAAGAAAAGUUUAUUUUGAGGGGGAGAAGUCUGUGACAAGGAAACACCUAAACCUUGCUUUCGAGGUUAACAAGAAUGCACAUGAAGAUGAUAUGGUGAAGAUGGCCUAG